AUGGAGAUGGGGGAGAUGCUGGGAUUCCAGGGAGAGACACCUGGAAAGAGGAUCAGAGAGGGCUGGGAAAGGAUGCUGACAGCACCAGGGGCACUGCUUCCGGAAAGGCUGCUGCUGCCCUCACCUUGCCUCUCCUCUCCACCGUGGUGCUAGAGAACCACCACAUUUGUAUGGUCUGGUCUCUGGCCACAUUUGCCACAGCCAUACCAUGCAAAGAUCGUGUCCCUGCCUGUGUGUAUUCACUUGUGUACACAUGUGGGCCAGGUUAUGCUGACGGGAAAGGGGCGUGGAAUACCCUGGACAGAGAGUCCUACCCAGGGGAGUCUAUCGGCACCAGCUAGGGGGAGGACACUGUCAUUUGUUUAUCUAGAAUUACUAUUGUUUUGUUUGGGGGUAUCAGAACAUUUAUUUGGAAGUUUCUAAUGACAUUUUAUGUUUAUAAAAGGGCUGCAUGAAUUAGGGAAGGUUGAAAUUUAUACUGAAGUGGGGAGAUGUUUAGUCUGAAGUUCUUUCAGUAGAAACUCUUCAAGUGGGACAAAUGGUUGCAAAUUGAUACCCCUGAGUCAUUGGAGGUAGCAUGGGCGAAAGUGCCAGGGAGGCCGCAUGUGAGGGGAAGGCAGGGCCUCCCCCACACUCUCUGUCCAAGGUCUGCUCAUCUUGUCCAGGGAACAUGCACGGAAGGUGGAGAGCAGCCCUUUGUCCAGCCAUUCCCCAGUUUUGGGGGACUGGAUCUAGACCUAUUGCUAGAAUUUUCCCAGGGCUUGAUGGCUUGAGCAGGGACUAGGUUUGAAUUAUUUUAGAGGCUCUUAACUUGACAAUGGAGCCCAGAGGCUUUCCUGUUGUGGGCAUGGGUGCUGGGCUUUAACUUUGGUGGAGAGGCAAGGGGCUGAGCAGAAGUUGUGUGACAGGCCCUGGUUUGUAAAUGGCCUACUGUGUGAUUUGGGAAGAUUCCUUAACCUUUCUGUGGCCUGUUUUCCCCAGGAGGUAGAAGGGCUGAGGGAUAAUUUCUUUGAGCCCCUUCUAGAAUCCAUUAAUGACCAGGGCUAAUAAUGUUGGUGUGGAUCACCUAAGAUUCAGAGAAGAGUGGCCCAGGGUAGGUAUUGUCUGUCUGCGGCCACCAUCCCCCAGUCUGGUCCAAGUAGCUACUUCCAGGCUCCUCUCAGACUGUCCUGGAUUUAGUCCCUUGGGGCAAGAUGGGGAGAUUGAGGGCCAACUCUCCUGCAGAUGCUGCUUGGCUAAGGGACAGAUGAAGGGGUGUGGGACAGGAAGCCCUCUGAAGGCUGCACUCCUCCCUGGCUCCUGGGUCCCAGCCCUGGAGGGCAAAGGAGUGAGGGAGGGCUAGUUCCUGUGUACCUUACAGAUCACAGCUGCCUUGUGCAAACCAUGCUGGUCACCCACCCAUCUCUGCAAUUCCACCAAACACAAACAGCAGCAGCCUCACCACCUCCUAGGCAAACAGCUCAGCUGGCUUGCAGGGCAACAAGGUCAGGGCAUCUCCAUCGGCCUGGGGGCUGGCCAUCAACAGCUCCCCCACCCGUGAUGGCACAGGGGCCCAUUUCCUGCCACAAGCCCACAUAGGGUGCCUAUCUCAACGGCUCUGGGCGGGUGACUUGCAGAGUGGCUUCCCCUGAAACAGUGGGGUGGAGGCCGAGGCUCCCAGGGAGAGUGAGCCCCAGUGUAGAGGAGGAAACCAAGGCACAGAAAGAGACAGGUGUCCUCCAAGGCCAUGCAGUGAGACCCGGGAUAGCCUCACUUCUUCAUCCCCAAUCCUGCUGAGGGAAAGUGGGUGCUCUGGGCCCCUCAGCAUCUCUUUCAGACUUUCUGGUACCUGCCCACUCCAAGGGCACAGACGGAGAGGAGACAGACCAGAGUCCACCGCCGCCUCUGCCUGUGUCCAUACAGAGCGCGCCUGCAGAGGGAACAAGCUCCUGAGAGCCACCUGCCAGUCUUCCCAGGUCAUUAAGAAAAGAUCCAGCUUUCUGGGCAGAGGGAGCCUGAACUGCAGCACUUUCACUUUGUCAGGUUACAUGCAGUGGGAACCGGAGGAGCAGGUGGCAAACGGGACAGAUGCUCUGUGUCUUAUUCACAGUGGGAAGUGGCUGAAGGAGGAAGGGCCCAGGCGAGAGUGAGCGGAAGCAGAACGCUGGGAGGUGAAAGAGCGGGGCUGUAGCUGGCUCUUGCCGACAGGCUCUGCCAAGGGCUCCGGUGUGAGGAGAAAAUGCACCUGUCGACACUCUUCCUCCUCCUCUGGCUCUCAGGUUCCCCCAAUGCUGGGAUUCGAGGGAAUCCAAUCACCAGUCCAGGAGCAGCUAGUGGCCCAGAGCGGGGCUCAUUGACUGUGCAGUGUCAUUAUGACCCAGUGUGGGAAACCAACCGGAAGUGGUGGUGUCGAGGGGCUGAUUGGAGCUUCUGUAAGAUCCUUGUUAAGACCACUGGCAUAGAGAAAGAGGUGAAGGAGGACCGUGUGUCCAUCAGGGAUAGCUGGAAAGACCACACAUUGACUGUGACCAUGGAGGCGCUCAGGAGAGAUGACGCUGACAUGUACUGGUGUGGGAUCGAAAGAAUUGGAGUUGACCAUGGGGUCCAAGUUAAGGUGACCAUUGACCCAGUGUUGAAUGCCAAGACCACCACUACUACUACCACCACCGUCACCAUCACCACCAUCACCACGUUUACAGCGCCUGUCAAUCUGGAAAAGACUGAAGAUUCCUCCACGCUGACUAAUUUUCACUCUGGUGACAGGCUUGGCAUCAUGAGACUCAGCAUCCUCCUUCCCCUCAUCUUUGCCAUACUGCUGCUUCUCUUGAUGAUCAUCUCGCUCUUGGCUUGGAGGAUGAUGAAGCAGCAGAAGGAAGGCUGUGCAGCCCCUCGAGGACAAACUCUGCUAUGCAAACCUGACCCUGCAGCAGAAAGGAACCUCCUCCAGCUCCUCCCGGAAAAAGGCCUCCGUGAAGGCCCCCUCCGCUCCCUUGGUGGAGGUGGAAUAUGUCACUAUGCACUCGGUUCCGAGGCAGGAAGUUUCCUAUGCAUCUCUGUCUUUGGGCAUCUUGGAUCAGGAACCGACCUAUAGCAACACUGGCCAGCAUGUCACCCAUGUGUCUGGUGGGAGCCACCAGGAGCUCACACAGUAUAGCACCAUCAGGAAGCCUUAGCCUGGACCCCACGCAAGGCCUGUGAGCACCUUCCAGCCUCGUCAGCUUUCUGUCCCUGCUGUCCUCACCAGGACCUCCUCCUGAUUGGCCAGCAGUGUCCCCAGCUCCAGGACCUAGCCUCAGGGGGCUUCAGGGAGUCAGGGAUCUCCCUGCAUACCCCUCCUCUCCCACAUAGCUGGGGAGGGGGCUUGGGAUGUGCCCUGGGAUAUUAGAUAUCCUAAUCCCCAGAACCUAUGAAUGUCAUCUUUUGUGGCAAAGGGGACAAUGUAUUGAUAUUUAAUUGAAGGAUUUUGAGAAGUGGAGAUUGUUCUGGAUGAUCUAAGUGGACCUAGAACAUAAUCACAAGGGUCCUCAGAAGAAGGAGACAAGAGGAUCAAAAGAGAGGGUGAUGGGAUGAUGAGAAUGGAGGGUGGAGCAUGGAGACCAGCAGCCAAGGGCGCCGCAGAUUCUAGCAGCUGAAGGAGGCAGGGGUGGGCUCUCCCUUGGGCCUUCUGAAGGAAUCAGAAAAGAACACCGACCUGAGCCCAGUAAACUGAUUUUAUACUUCUGACCUCCAGAACUGUAGGAGAAUAAAUUUGUGUUGUUUUCAGUA
Messenger RNA from Nycticebus coucang (slow loris), 3744 nucleotides. RefSeq names its product CD300 molecule like family member f (gene CD300LF). Bases 2219 to 3070 code for a protein of 283 amino acids. The record is from RefSeq and is a predicted model, not a curated record. Lineage: Eukaryota; Metazoa; Chordata; Mammalia; Primates; Lorisidae. Gene Ontology annotation, molecular function: transmembrane signaling receptor activity. The transcript is spliced from 8 exons. Gene Ontology annotation, cellular component: plasma membrane.